Syngnathus typhle (broad-nosed pipefish) is the source of this 3970-nucleotide messenger RNA. RefSeq names its product bromodomain containing 2a (gene brd2a). The transcript has 12 exons. Gene Ontology annotation, biological process: regulation of DNA-templated transcription; chromatin remodeling. Gene Ontology annotation, cellular component: nucleus; chromatin. The coding region runs from base 687 to 3287 and encodes 866 amino acids. The record is from RefSeq and is a predicted model, not a curated record. Lineage: Eukaryota; Metazoa; Chordata; Actinopteri; Syngnathiformes; Syngnathidae.
UACUCUUUGUUCUCAACGCGGGCCAUGUUCUACGUCGUUUGUGUCUUUCAGCAUAGGUGAAACGCAAUUGUAAAUGUGGUUUCCGUUCGAUGGUGACACGUACUGGAUUUAGAAGUGUCAUUUGGGAAUAUUAUUGCGAUACCUGAGCACAAUUAGAUGAUUUAAAUCGUCGUCGUCGUGGAAUAAGAUGGCGACCGGCGCCCCUCUGCGACUGAUCUUCUGGUGAGUGGGGAGAGGCCAGAAUCGGUAUGAGGGCGGCGUCAUCCUGCGGCUCGACCAAUCGGGUUGCAGAAAGACGCACCGAAAGCCCGCGUUUGUUGCGCAUUGGCCAAUCGCCGCCCCAGCUUUGCAUAGGUUGACGUAAUUCAAGACCUUUCAGUUUAGAGGCCCUUUCAACGUCCUUGCAAAAAUGUCUGCUAGCUCAUAAUCACGAAGAAGGGACGUGAACACGAUAAGGGGGAGGAAAAGUCCACAAAGACUUUGUGUUCUUCCCUUUACAGUAAAGAAUUGCUUUAAUGCUUUCUUCUUUAAGGGUGCAGUGAAGCUGACUUGCAACGCGAAGAGCCAAUCGCAACUCAAAGGGCGGGGACGUUUUCAGCACGCGUAGCCAAUAGGGUGCGUCGUGGGUUUAUAAAGGACCUGGCGUAACUAAGCAAGCGCCAUUUCCACGAAGCAGGAGGAAGUUUAUGUCGCUGCUGGAGAAACCGAUUAAAAAAAAAAAACACGGGAAGCGGAACACAACCGGAUACUGGCUCGAAUAUAGCAAAACGCAAUCCGGAUCCAUCCCGAUGGAUAUGGCCGUUAACCCGCUGAUUGACAGCUCCCACGGUGGGCUGGAUGUCGGCCUAAUGGGGCUCACGGCACUGGAGCAGAAUUCCGGCCCGGCUGGAAAAAGAAUCCGGAAGCCGUCUCUGCUCUAUGAAGGCUUUGAAAGCCCGGGGAUGCAACUACACAACCAGGCCCCCGGGCACCCGCAGUCCCUGACAAAAGAGUCUGGCCGACAGGGGAAGAUGACCAACCAGCUGCAGUUCCUUCAGAAGGUUGUGCUCAAGUCGCUGUGGCGUCACCAUUUUGCGUGGCCCUUCCACGAGCCAGUCGACGCCGUCAAGCUCAACCUGCCUGAUUAUCACAAGAUCAUCAAAGUCCCAAUGGACUUGGGCACCAUCAAGAGGAGGCUUGAGAACAACUAUUACUACAGUGCCAGCGAAUGCAUGCAGGACUUCAACACCAUGUUUACCAACUGCUACAUUUACAAUAAGCCGUCAGACGACAUUGUCUUAAUGGCCCAGUCACUGGAGAAAGCGUUUCUACAGAAAGUGGCGCAGAUGCCCCCCGAGGAAGUGGACUUGAGCCCUCCUCCGCCACGCAGCAGACCCAUCAAAGCGGGAAAGAGGGGCAGAGGAAGUAUGGCCUCCGGCGGCAUCACCACCGCCCACCAGGUGCCCGCCGUCUCACAGUCUGUGUACUCGCCGACCACCCCGGAGACCCCUGAAACCAUCUUGUCCACCCUGCCGAAAGCCAUCAUGACCAAGAGUUUGUCCCUCACGCUCCCUAGUGAGCACGGCAUCCCCCAAAUGACCAGCCUGCCGCCCACACAGCCCACCACCAAGAAAAAAGGCGUGAAGAGGAAAGCCGACACGACCACCCCUACCACGGUGGCCAUGCCCAUCAUGAGCUCCAUGAACGUUGCCGGCAUGGGCUUAGGCCUGGGCAGAGGGCACGACUCGCCGCUCACCCUCACCGCGCUUGGAGUAGAGCACGACACAGGCCUGAGCCUUGGCCAAAGUCUAGGCCUGAGCCAGGGUCUGGGUCUCAACCAAGCCAUGGGUAUAAAUGCGGAUCACGGACAGGUCCUGCUGGGUGGCAAAGCACCCGGAGGCUGCAGGAGAGGAGUAAGCGGGCGGCCCAUCAAGCCCCCCAAGAAGGAUCUGCCCGACUCCAUCUUGCCAACGCCGGUGCGUCGCAGCAAGCUAACGCCGCAGCUGCGCUACUGUAGCGGUGUCCUGAAGGAGCUUCUGUCAAAGAAGCACGCCGCCUACGCCUGGCCUUUCUACAAGCCCGUGGACGCGUCCUCGCUUGGUCUCCACGACUACCACGAAAUCAUCAAACAGCCCAUGGACCUCAGCACUAUCAAGAGGAAGAUGGAUAGCAGAGAGUACGUGGACGCUCAGCAGUUUUCGGCAGACAUCAGGCUGAUGUUCUCCAACUGCUACAAGUACAACCCCCCCGAUCACGAUGUGGUUGCCAUGGCUCGAAAGCUCCAGGACGUUUUUGAGUUCUGCUUCGCCAAGAUGCCCGACGAGCAGCCGGCACCCCCGAGCUCCUCGUCGUCUUCCUCCUCGUCCUCUUCCUCUUCGUCCGAGAGCGAGCUGAGUACCGAGGAGAGCGAGAGCGAAAGCAGCCCCAGUUCGGACUCUGAAGAGGAGCGAGCCAACCGCUUGGCCGAGCUUCAGGAGCAGCUGAAAGCCGUCCACGAGCAGCUCACGGCACUCUCUCAGGGCCCCAUAGUGAAACCCAAGAAGAAGAAAGAAAAGAAGGACAAGAAGAAGAAAAAGAGGAAGGGUGAGAAGCACCAGAAGAUCGAAGAGGAGCUGGUGCCAAUCAAGCCCACCAAGCCCCCCAAAGUUAGCAAAACCCCCAAAAAUAAGAGCAAUAAGGCAAUGGGCCUUCCUAUGAUACCAAUCAAGAAGGGCCAGAACAAGAAAAACAACAAGAGCAAGUCUAAAAAGGGAGGCAUGAUGUUCAGCGUGCCGCCAGCCAUCCCAGAGCCUCUAAUACACCAUUUUGACUCGGACGAGGAGGAAGAAACUGCGCCCAUGUCGUACGAUGAGAAGCGUCAGCUCAGCCUGGACAUCAACAAGCUACCGGGCGAGAAGCUGGGUCGCGUGGUUUACAUCAUCCAGUCGCGAGAACCAUCCCUCCGAGACACCAACCCAGAGGAGAUCGAGAUCGACUUUGAGACGCUCAAGCCGUCCACGCUGCGAGAGCUGGAACGCUACGUCAUGACGUGCCUGAGGAAGAAGCCGCGCAAGCCUUACGCCAUCAAGAACAGUGCCGGAAAGUCACGUGAGGAGCUGGCGCUGGAGAAACAACUUGAACUGGAGAGAAGGCUAAUGGAUGUCAGCGGGCAGCUCAACUCUGGCAAGAAGCCCACCAAAGCCAAGCUGGAGAAACCAGCCACUGAGUCAAGCACUCAGCCGUCACGCCUCAGCGCCAGCAGCUCCUCCUCAGACUCUUCCUCAUCUUCCUCAUCAUCCUCCGACACCAGCGAAUCCGACUCUGGCUGAGAGGCCGAAGACUUUAUGAAUUUUUUCCUUUAUUUUAUACGAGGGGGCGGUCACCUUACCACAACCCCCUGUUGCUCCACUUCCCAGUGGACUGGACCAGAGCAGCCGGUCCAGCUGAGAGCCGGCGCCUUUAUUGGGCCGCAUGAGGAGAGGCCGGCAGGGGACUUAUUUUUGGGUCUGGGCAGGCAGGGUCUGAAUUGGGCCGAGUUCGGGAAGCUUCAUCGGGGGGGGAUGCAUUGCAUGUGUCAGGGGGAGUUUGGGUGUGCGAGCCAGAGUCCGUUCUACUUCUGGAGAUGAUUUCCCUUCUAACUGUGCUCGCUGUCUUGACGGUGUGUGUAGGUGUUCUGUACAGUUAUAGAACUUUUCUUUUAUAAAGAAGUAUUUUACUAUUCCCUUUUUGGGAAACAUCGACUGUUUGUCUUUACAUUAAUGCUCAAGAUGUUUGUCUUUACAUUAAUGCUUGAGAAGACAAACGUGUGCGUGCGUGCGUGCGUGGGUGUGUGUGUGUGACCUGCCGAAGUUCUCCAUAGUUUUGACGCAGGCGUUAAAAAGUGGGCAUGGCGCUCAAUCCGUGUGAAGUUUAAGUCCAAUGAGUGUUUUGGUUUUCCCUCCUUUCAAUUAUUUCUGUACACUCGAUUGCUCCUUGUGACCAAUUUGCUAAUAAAAAACAAAAGCAGAGAGGA